CUUAUAUAACAAUGGCUUCAAAAUGUAUGUCACGGGAGCCCCAUGGGCAAGGCAGUGGAGAGCAUUUAUUAGUCACUGAGGCAAACACAUUUAGACGCGCAGGCGUGCACACGCUCACUGUAGCUCCAGCAGAGAUCUGCCUGCUUUGGCAAUGCUGAGUCUGAGUGAUAACGAUGCAGUUCUGCAGAAAGGUGCUCUGCCGGCCGUGUAGUGCCAGAGUCACUUCACCAGAGGAGGACAUGGAAUACAAGAUGGGGAGCUGCAUUGGAAUCUCACGCAGCCAGCCAGAAGAGGGCGCCUCAGAAAAUGUUGUUCUCUUUCCACCCCAGGAAAAUCAAAACGACUCCAUGCAGGCUGAAGCUUCCACUAAGAAUCUGACCCAGAGUGCUGACAAAUCACUGCUGACCCAACCCACAACUAGCCAGCAGACUCCGCUGUUUCAACCAGUGCUUCCAGACGUCCCAGUCAUCACCGGAGUGGAGGAGAGCACAGGUGCAACUGGAGACCAAGAUGACAAAGAGGAGCUUGAGUUUCCUCAUGACCUGCUGCCCAGUCUAGACUUCAGCAGUGAGUUCAACAUCUGGGAAUCCUCACUAGGAGCUCAGACUAGCUCAGGUGAAAGGAAAUGUGAGCAGAUGAACCCUCUGCUGGCGGGCCUGCAGCAUCACACGGACGUUAGUCGACCUCUGGUGGUCCUCGAUACAUGGCCUCAUGACAGUGACCCAGUUCUCACAGAAGCCCAACCUACUGCCACGCCUUUUCUGGUUGUACGACCUCUGACCCCUCCCCCAUCAGUGCUCCAAGACCGGGAGCUCCAAGAGGUCUUCCAGGAAUGUGAAGAGCAAAUGGUCUCAAUGGGCAUAUUUAAUCCUGUGAAGGCCCCUAGUAAUAUACCUGAGACAGUUAAUGAUGUAGGAACGAAAACUGGAAAAGGGAUGGUUAACAAGUCCAAUGAGUCAUCGUCACUGCUUCCAAUCACUGUCCAGCCAGGACAUAGCAACGGGGGCCAUGGAAACAAGACUACACAGAGAAACAGUGAGGCAGCAAACAGGCAGAAGGAUACAGUUCAGUUUAGUUUCAGAAAUUACAUACUGGGUACUGAGGAUAGUGUAGUAGAGGGGAGUGAAAUAAAUGCAACACAGAGGCUGGAUGAAUGUCCAGAGAUUAAGCCAAGAAAAGAACCAGAACAGAAAGAAACACCCACACAUACACAGUUAGAAACGGCAACAAAUACAGAUUCAUAUGAAGAAAGCCCAAACUGUGCUGUCAGUGAGCAGAGAGAGGAUCUAAGAGGGGAAUAUGAUGUUUCUAAUGCAAACAUUGAGGAAAAUGAAACACUGGAGUGUUUUAAUCUUAAUUUUAAGGAUAAAGAUGCAUUAACAGAGCUGCAGUCAGAAGCACAGACAGGAACAUGCACAGAGGAGCUUCAGUCAGAGUCAAAAACGGACAAACAGAUGGAUUCAGCCUGUGGCAGGCAUGCUGGGCAGGACAAAGAGGCAAAGGACAGAGAAAAAAAGAAACAAGUGGAGAAGAGCACAGAGACUGAACAGAAAGACAAACAGGAAGCAAAGGCAGUAGUACAGUCUGAAAAUGAUGUACAGGCAAAUGCUGAAUCUGUGUCAGAAGCAGACACUCAGGUUGUAAUUUGUGGGAAACAGCGUGAUAUUGGGUGUGAUUACAAGGAGCGGCUGAGUCCCAGGGGAAAGCCCACCUCCAGUCCUCCAUUGUCAUUCUCUCACAGUGUGCAGGAUCAUCUUACUGACUCUGCCUAUUCAUCUGCAGCCAACCAAAGUCUUUUACAAAGGUGUCAUCAGUCAGCCCCAUAUGGUAUGAAUCACAGCUCAGAUGAAAGCCCACAGUGGAAGCAACAGGCAACUGAAGGUGUCACUGGAAACCAAAAUACGCCCCCGGCAUUUGUCCAAACUACAGUUAUCAAUCCAGCUGCUUCCAUUGAUAAGAGAUCAGAUGCGCAAACACAGGAGGCUAUAGUUUCCACAGAAGCAGCGAUACUCACACAGGAGAAUCUGAGCCCACUCACCAACAGCCAAACUGGUGUGGGAGAGAGUUGCAUGGAGAGUGCCCUUAAAGAGCCUUUAAUGGUGGUUGCUGCGUUGCCGCUGACAACACCCACUAUGCCAGAAGUGAUAAAAAGCAGGAGAGAGGGAGGAAGCGUGAGGCAUGAUUCACUGGAGAGAGUAGCUAUUGUAGGAAUCGCAGAGAGUGAGAAAGCAGUAGGAGAAAACGAUUUGGGAGGAACAGACAAGUGCCUCGGCUCUGCAGACAGCGAGAGGGGAGGACUCCUGGACAGCCUUCCUCAGUUCUCAUUAAUCUGUCCACUUGCUUCCUCAGCCACAGAAGGACAGGCAGCAUUCGAAGAAAGCUGCAGCAGCAAAAUGCCACACAACUCGGCUGAGACUGAAAUGAAGGGACAGAGAGAAACAGCCAUUUGCAGACCAGACACAGAGCUCUCACCAGCUGAGGAGGGAGACGGAGAAAAGGAGCCACUCCCAUCAGAAGCCUGUAUCAAUACUUCUCCCCUUGGGCUACUCAUUGGUCCUGAUUGUCAGAAUCACAGUGCUGCGGGAUUGGAGCGGGCGGGGGAGGAGGUGGGAGAGAAAGGAAGGCUAGCUAGAGAGCACGGUUCACUCAGCCAGCCAGAAGGCUCCACUAGUGGAGUGUCAUCAGCUGAGACAGAGACGUGUCCGCCCACCGAUGUUGCAGAGUCACAGCUAAAGUCACAGAGCUGGAGUGAGCUGAAUUCUACCAUCACUCAGAGCAUCUGCACUGAACAGGACCAUCUCUCUUACUUCUACCAGGAGCAGCAUCGCACAGUAAUUUCACCUCUCCCCACACACCCUGAGCAGGGCUCCAGCGACACAAACGGAGGGGUAAGGUCUGAUCUCAAACAGAAUUUGAUUUCAGAGGAAGCGCUGUCUUUGGGACACACUUGUGAGGAGUCAUCUAUUGCAGAAGCAGACAGAAACAACGACCAAGUCUUCCUGUCUUUAAUCUCACCGCAGCCUUUGACUGCUUCACAACAAAUCCCAGCUGAGCAACAAGCAAGCAACAAUCAACAGAUCCAGCCCGAAAGUAGCUCAUCAGAAGCCAGGACAGCCGAAAGUGCAACUGAAUUCCAAGUUCAAGCUCUGACCGAGAGCAAUAGCAGUAGCUCUGCUAUGUCUGGAGUAGGCGUGUAUGUAUGUGAACGCAGUGAAGGCAACAGGGUUCACUUUGCGGACAACGUGAAACAAGAGGCCGGUUCCUCUGUGGAUCUCAGGAACAAGUCAAUGUCGGCUAUGGAUAACGCCUCUUUGCCUCCACUAACCAUACAUGAGAGUUUGUAUAAUCCUGUCGUUGAGGCCAGUUACAUCUUUCCAGAAUUCCUCACCUUGAAGAGGCCAGAAAUCCCUACAAAUGCAGCUCCUACAAAGGAUGAACCAGCAAUACAGAGCUCAGCUGACUUUCCAAAGACACAGAAAGAUGUUGUGUUGGAUGAAGGCAAUGUGGAGACUAAAGACACCAAGGAGAACGUUGCCAGAGAUCAGUCAGCAAACAACAACUUGGUGACAAGCGCUUCGGAUUUAGAGUCGGUGUCUGAGACCUGCAUGAAAGAGCUUCCGUGUCCCACAGAGAAGAAUCAAACUGGUAAUAAAGAAUGUUUUGAAAUUUUACAAACAGCAGGAAGUGCCACUCCUGAGCCUGAUCAUCUAACAGCUGAGCAGGUGUCAGAAAAGGCGACAAAGCAAGAAGAAGCAGAUACAGAGAAGGGCCCUAUAAAUCAAUGUUUGCCAAAGGAUACAGAGCUAGAUAAGUUGCAUGCUGAGUCUAAAUGCUCAGUCAAAACUGGCCAGGCUCAGAAGCCACUUUUAUUAAGUGAUACUGCUGCCACUGUUGAAGAAAAAGAAGGUAACCAGAAACCUCUUUCCUCACAUUCUGUGCUUCCAGCUAAUUAUACCUGCAAGCCUUUAAGUGAUGUAUCCACUGAAUUGCCUGUUGGACAUCUCUCUAGUGACCCUGACUCCAAUUCACAACCAGAUACUGUGACCGUGGCCUGCGCAGCCUCUCUUCAGGUACAGCCUAGUGACCCCAGUUAUCAGCCUCUCAUCCAAUUAGAUCAAACAUCUGCUUGUGGACCCGUUACCGCAGAUCCGAUGAAAGCUAGUGAGGAGCCUAAGGCUACAGUUCACUCUGCUGAUCUGACAAUGGAUGAAUCAGUGACUUCAGAAGUGACAGCCUCUGACCAGUCAAUUCCUAUUAUAGAGCAAUGUCCCAGUAAUCCUACUUUAGUGCUGCAGCCUCCUGGCCCAAUGUUGAGUCACUUGGAGUUUAUUACUGACUGCAUCUCGCUUCCUGAGCAGGCAGAUAAGCACACUGCUUAUGGUGACAGCAGGAGCAAAGUCUCCGCAGAGGUGGAUGACACCAAGAGCAAGGAAAUGUCUUUAGUACAGGAUCUGGAGAACAAUGUCAGUUUCAAAGCCAGUGAGACCUGCCUGAAACUGGAAGAUAGAAAUGAUGCUAUGGAGUUUGUCAGCGAACUUGAGAAACCUAUGAAUAAUCAUGCAAAUAUUCUAUUUUCACAAGAGCAAAAUGUGCCUCUUCCAACCCAGCCUCCUGGCACAGUGGAUGUAGUGGCAAUGGAUGAGCCUGCUAAUGUAGUUCCUUUAUCUCAAAGUGAGCCAGACUCUAUUGACAUUAAAUCUGUUAUUUGGGAAGCAUCCAUUAGGGAAGACCUCAUAAAUGUUAGCUGUCCACUGAGCUCUGACCCACCUAUUAUUGAAGCUUAUGAUGAAAUUAAACAGGACAAUUUGAAAGAGAAACACAACAUGGGCCAUCAGGUUUCCUUUGAAGAAGAAAAGAAACACAAUGUAGAGGCAAUAAUGGAUAAUCAAAGGGAAACAGAAGACAGUUGUGAACUGCAGACAGGAAAGGCAGACACAAGACCACAACAGAGUAAAGGACCAGAUAAAAAAGCUGUAGAUGAAAACGGAGACCUACAACCACCAGAUAAACAUAAAGUGCAAAUGUCUACAUUACCUAUAAGAGAUAUGAAAGAAGAAGAGGAAAGGAACAGUAGUAUUGUAUCUAAAAUCCAAACUCUGACAGCAGCACUGGAGCACAGCUCUGACAGGGACAUGGAACCAGCUUUGACUGCAGAGCUUGGCCAGUUACAGUCCACUAAGCAACAGGAGCAAGAGCAGCAGCAUCAGGGAUCUAGUGGGCUAGAGAGGGAGCAAAUUACUCUUAGCCAGGUCAGAGAGACCACAGCCAUUGUUCCAGGGCUGAAAGGGGUGGCAGAAAAAGGAAGCGGCUUUGCUGGGAGUUCAUGUCAGUCAGGAAGUAGGAAUGAGCUGAGAGGUGAUGACAGCAAAAGAAAUGAACAAGUGAUGGGUUUAGAAAAAGAUGAGGGAGACAGAGCACAUGCAGUAUUAGGGAUUGACCGGGUUUAUGUACCUCCUCACAUUGCAAAUGAUUUAAAUGGGAGCGGAAGGGCUGCUGAGGGAAACGCCUCAGCUAACAUAGGGCUAGUAACAGCUUGCUCUCAUGUAGGAGAAACAAGACAAGGUAGUGAGGUUAAAAUCCCUGGGUUAGGAGAGCUUUGGUCGGAUACAGACUUAAUCUCAGGCACUGAGUUUGGAAGUGAUCUGGGUGGUGAAUGUCAGUCAGCUGCUGUAUAUGUGGAGUCUGCAACACAGGAACAUCAGACCACAAAAAAAUUCACUACUCUGCCAGAUCCUGUUGGGAAACCAGAAGCUGUGGAAAAGGCCCUCAGUGUUGCUACGGCAGUGAAAAGGAGCAGUAAUGAAACUGAGGAGUGUGAAAUUGACAAUACAGUGUGUGAGCCUUUUGAGCUCCAAAGCUCCAAUAAAACCUCACCCACACAGAGCAGCAGCCCAGUAAUACAAACAUCCAUAAAAGGCCCCGAUGUAGAAGAGAUCACAAAGGAAGAUAAAGCAGCUUUGGACAAAGAGAAAGCUACCAAUCAGGGCAAGGGACAACAUGAGAUAAAAGAGAGAGACACUGAAGCAAUGGUAAAACAGGGAGUCCUAAAUCCAGCUGGGAGUGUUCCGGAUCUCUGUGACAGUGGGAUGUCACAGACUACUGUUUGUGACUCUGAGGGCAGCACUUGUCUUUCUAAGGCAACAGAACAUAACAAUGAUCGAACAGAUAAAAUAACUUUUGAUGUUAUCACAGCUCCAUGUGUUCCUAAGUGCUCGGAAGAUUUAGCGUUGACCCCUCUUGCAGCCCCCACCCAGUCAGAGAAGCUACAUGAACAGGUGUUACUGUCAAAGCCCCUAGAAGAUAUUGUGGUAAACCUCAUUGCUGCUGCUUCCCAGUGUGAAGGGGAGCCACUUGAAACAACCCCUGCCUACACCUCUGCUAUUGAACAAGAGUCUGUGAAUACAGGGGCUUCAGAUGUGUCAGGGCAUCCUGCUCCUGCACUAACAGCCCAAGAACCAGAUACAACCUGGAUUAAAGCUUUAAAAGAAGCUGCAGCGCAUUCCCAGAGUGAACAAGUGAACACAGUGGAGACCUCAAGACCCCUCCCAUCUCUGGAGUCUCCCCAACUAGAGUGUCUUAAGCCGACUGACAAUACAGCUGCUCCUCUGAGACAGGAGGAGAUCCCAGUACUGCAGCAAGCAGCAGAACAGGCGGAUCUUCCUGAGCCUUUAAAGAAGUCAGCAGAGCUCCAAGAACCCACACAGCAGACAACAGAGCCUUCUGACCCAACACAAAGCACCAAAGCAGAGCUCUCCCUAGAAACAAAAAAUGUAGAGCUCUCAGAACCAACCAAGGAAGAACAAGAGCUUCCAGAAGAACAUCCAGAACCAAAAAGGGAGCCAAUAACUUCUUCAGAAAUAGUGGAGGAGCCAGCUGGGAUCCUAAAACCAACAAAAAGCACAGGGAAGCCCCAGGAGCUAACAACAUAUGAAGUAGAGGUCCCAGAACCAACGAAGAAUGAAGACCCCGAACCAACACAGACAACAACAGAGUCACAGGGAGCAGAGAAGAAGCUGAUCAGUGAGCUGCCAGGGGAGCUGGUGGAAAAACCUGUAGGGAUCCCAGCUCCAGAAACAGUCCAGGGUCCUGCUGAGGAGCUAUGGGACAGCGGGCCCUCGCUCUCUGAUCAGGCAGAGAAAGGUGACUCUCCCCCACCUCCUACUUCUGAACAGCACUUCCUGCCUACCCUUCCUCCUCACCUUCAGGACAGCGCAAAGUUCCCCACUCCUCCUUCCACACCCCCGGAGAGGCACAUACUCGAAGGUCUACCAACCCCACCUGCAUCUCCCUGCUUUCCUCCUCCACCAGCCCCUGCCUCCACUCCUGCACCUUCUGCUUACCAGCUUGAGGACCACUGUCCUGCUUCUGCACCCUGCCACCCCCCUUUAAGGAGCUCAGACUCAGAUGGAGCAUUUGAGACCCCGGAAUCCACAACUCCAGUGAAGGCUGUUUCUCCCACAGAUAGCCAGAACCAGCAGCUUACGUCUGACGACAAAGUAACAGACACCUCAGUCAGUGAUCCUGCCUCUUACUAUUCAACCGAUCCACCGUGCCAUUCCCCAUCUUCUACUUUUGAUGAAAACAAGCCAAUUGCAGCCAGUGGCACAUACAACAUUGAACUUUUUGCUGCAGAUUCAACAAGUCACACUCUGACCCGUUCCCUCAGCCUCCAGGGAGGAGAACUAGAAAGUUCUGGUCUGUUGGAUGGAUCCACAACAGGAGGUUUCCGUCCACAUUCUGAAUCCUUCAGCAUAAGCACUGAGAGUGCCCCAGGGACUCUACGCAAGCCCAAGAAAGUCCGUCCUGGUUCUGUAAAGAAGAAGCCUCUUCUUAGACAGAACUCCAACCCAGAAAGUCCAAGGCCAUCCUCAUCCAGCAGCACCCCAGAGGUCACGAAGUGGGAAAAGCCUCAAACUUCCAGUCCAGCUCAGGCUCAGGAGGAAGCAGAGAGAGGAUCUGCAACCCCAAGCCCUGGAGGAACCCUUCGAAGGACCAGGAAGAGCCGAGCAGAGACUCCACCUCCUCUCCUAGAGGAGACCAAUCAUAGCAGCCAAGAGGAGAGCCCUCCCACCUCUUCCUUACCUUUGUGCCAGGAGGAGACCCCUCUUCCUGAUAAACCAGUAGGCAACGACGAAUCUCCCAUCCUCCCCAGUGGCUCCUACAAAUGGGAUCCAGAUAAUUUUGAGAAUAUUGAUCCUUUCAAGACUGGAGGCAGUAAAAUUGCUAACUCGCCUGUUUUGGGUCGCAAAGAUCCUGUGUUUGCCCCCAUUACCACCCCACCAGACAGCCCCCCUGUUCCGGCUGUGCAAUCGUGGCCCCCGGCUCCUCUUGAGGAGCCAGUCACUAACUCUGAAGAGCAACCCAUCCUCCUCAAGCGUCAGUCAGUAAGGCUGGAGUUUGACUAUUCUGAGGAAAGCAGUGAGGCAUCGCACCAGGCAUCUCCCCCACUCAAGAAAGUGGGCAAGAAGUCUGGUGCCAAGAUGCCUCUGAGGAAACCAAAGCUGGGGCUGAAGAAGGUCACCCCAGCACAGAUGGAGCAGCUGGACAACGAUCCUCCAGUAACCCACAAUGUCAAUGAGGAUGAAAUCCCGGUUCCUAAGGCCUCUUACAAGUUUGAACCUGACAAGUGGGAAGAUCCAAAUUUCAAUCCAUUUACUUCAAAGAAAGGCAUUGCUAACUCCCCUGGACUAUCGAGGCCAUCUUAUAACUUUGAUGCCGGUAACUUGGACGACACCAUAGACCCUUUCAAAUCCUCCAGUAAGAUUGCUACUUCCCCUCCCAAGACCUCUGCCUGCUUUGAACUAUUAUCCAAAGACAAUGACAAUGAAAACGACAACAUCGAGGAACUGGAGGACCAAAACCAGAACAAACCUGCCAAGAAGAAAAAAACUCCUAUCAAAUCGAAGUCCAGGGGUGUGUCCUCUCUGUGUUGUCUGUUUAAUACUUUCAGAGUGAAGAGGUCACCAAAGAAAUCCCCGUUAUCUGAACUAUCCCAGGAUCCUGCACCUUCAGACGAACCUCCCUCCCUCCACCAACAGGAUGACCAUGCCACAGAUGAGGAGAAGCUGGCCUCCUCCACCAGUCAUAAGUGGGCAGCCCUGCAUGACAUAGAUGCUGAUGUGAACUCUGACCAGCAAAACUUCCCUCAUCCAUGUGACCUUACAUCCCUUGUUAACGAGAACAACCUUCCUAAUCAGACACAAGGGCAAGACUAUGAAAUUGAGUACAUGGAGAAGAUUGGCUCUUCUUCGCCUUGUGACUUACAGUCACUGUCUGUGAAGAAGCCAUCACUGUACCUGAAGUUGGAUUCAGUGUCUGAUACCUUAACCAAGAAAACCUGUGCACAUGGAUCUGAACCCAGCUCCCCCUGCACAGGGAGUUUUGAGGAGAUGGAGGCCCAGAUAACAGCAGGUAUGAAGACACCGGUGCUAAGUUCUCGGCUUGGUCCCGAGGGCUCUGCUGGGGACAAGGGCAAGAAGAGAGAAAGCGAGUCACUUAGCCGAACAGAGAGCACAGAGAGGGAUGAGCAGCCCCCUAGCCAGGGCCCAAUGGAGGUUCCUGCUCCUGGUCUGGCCAUGCCCCUGUUAGACAGGCUGUCUGAGUGUGAUGACCCCCUGCAGUACCUGGAGCCUGACCUGGCUGAGACCAACCCCACUGCAUUCGCCCAAAAACUACAGGAGGAGCUGGUGCUUGCUGCCCUGAGGAUAGAAGCUCUGCAGGUAGCCAAAAACAUCUCUCAAUGCCCCUCCCUCUUCAAUGUAUCCCCCCAGCACAGAGAUGUGUCAUCUCCAGUAGAGAGUGCUGUGUCCAAGAACACGUUGUAUCCAAGGGCGGUCGCCUCCAACUACAUCGAAGACGAGAGUCCCCACCUGCCCAGAGAUCUGGACCAUUCGCUGGAAAUUGCAAGAGAGGAGAUUGUGACAAAGGAGAAAGAAGUGCUGGAGUGGCAGAGGAAGUAUGAAGACAGUCGCCAGGAAGUAGUGGAAAUGAGGAGAAUCGUUGCUGAGUAUGAGAAGACAAUUGCACAGAUGAUAGGCAUGCCAGAGGAUGACCAGAAAGAGAAGUCUCUCUCUCACCACACCAUUCAGCAGCUGAUCAUGGAAAAGGACCAGGCCUUGGCUGACCUCAACUCUGUGGAAAAGUCCCUGGCUGACCUCUUCCGACGCUACGAGAAGAUGAAAGAUGUGCUGGAGGGCUUCCGCAAGAAUGAAGAGGUUCUGAAGAGGUGUGCUCAGGAGUAUCUGUCCAGAGUCCGUAAAGAGGAACAGCGCUAUCAAGCCCUGAAAAUUCAUGCAGAGGAGAAACUAGACAAGGCCAAUUCCGAAAUAGCUCAGGUGCGAGUCAAGGCCAAGCAGGAGCAGGCCGCCUACCAGGCCAGUCUGAGGAAGGAGCAGAUGAAGGUAGACUCUCUGGAGCGCACUUUGGAGCAAAAGAACAAAGAGAUUGAGGAAUUGACAAAGAUCUGUGACGAGCUGAUUGCCAAGAUGGGGAAGAGUUAGCAGCCACCUCGACAACCAGACCAACUCACACAGAGGAGAGGAGCAGUUGUGGAAAAACUACUUGGAAAAUGAAGUGUAUCAGUAAUUUGUUCUUUCAAGGGUUUUUAUUUCCUAUUGAUUUUCUGUACACAGAAUUUACAGUAAUUGCUUUCUCUCUGUGCUUUUUUUGAUGUGUCAGUGUAUCGUACUGUAUCAGGGGUCUGGUUUAAAUUUUUAGAAACUGUACCAUAUCACUAAUGAGUGUGCUUGUAUGUGUGUGUGUGUGUGUGUGUAUUAAUGAAAAAGUGAGAGCAUGGUUUGUGGGUUAAAUUAUCUAUAAUGAUGUUGCCAUGACAGCCACUGAGGGAGGAGACUGUUUACCCACUUCUGUUGUUGUCUACAAGAGAAAGAGAGUGCCAGAGAUUCAUUGAUAAAAUGUUGAGAACAAAAGCUAUCACAAUAUCUUACUGCAUGUGAGAUAGACAGACAUUUUUGUAUAUACUGUAGGGAAUUCCAAAUAUCUGCAUUUUGUUGGUAGUUAUUCUGUCAUCCCAUCCCACUUUUCUCCUGUAAUCUUGUAGAUAUUUGUCAUACUGGUCAUAGCUUUCUUGAUGAAAUUGUGGGACUUUAUUUUUUGGAUUUUAUUUUGAUAUAAAGCAAACUAAUCAUGGCUGUAUUCACUAGUGACCAAGAGUAAUUUAAUUUUGGAUUGAUAUGUCCUAGUCCUGCUAUGGUUGAUGUGUCCCACUGAGGAGAACCUUCUCUGCAUAGCUACUGUACAGCAUCUGCUUAAAACGUGCAAUAAAAGAUGGCAAUACUGCA
This is a messenger RNA of Monopterus albus (swamp eel), 11300 nucleotides long. It is a transcript of the gene tacc2, whose product is annotated as transforming, acidic coiled-coil containing protein 2. Gene Ontology annotation, cellular component: cytoplasm. Gene Ontology annotation, biological process: mitotic spindle organization; cerebral cortex development; nuclear migration. The record is from RefSeq and is a predicted model, not a curated record. NCBI's taxonomy places the organism in Eukaryota, Metazoa, Chordata, Actinopteri, Synbranchiformes, Synbranchidae. The transcript is spliced from 25 exons. Bases 174 to 10499 code for a protein of 3441 amino acids.